Molecule: messenger RNA, 2568 nt
Organism: Perkinsus marinus ATCC 50983
Lineage: Eukaryota; Perkinsozoa; Perkinsida; Perkinsidae
Exons: 16
Coding region: 1-2568 (855 amino acids)
Biological process (GO): motile cilium assembly; axonemal dynein complex assembly
Molecular function (GO): hydrolase activity
Source: RefSeq, a predicted model, not a curated record
AUGCACAUUGGUGAGGUCAGCGAGGCCAUAGGCUUCACACAGUUCUGGGGCAACAGCUUUGCCUGUGACCUCAUCGAGGAACCUCUUGGAGAACACAGGACGGAACUCUCUGGUCUGAGCAAACUCAUUGACUUCUCAACCCUCAAGUUUAGGGACAGAGAUGAUGUCCAUGAGGCCAUCGGGUUCUGGGGGGAGUCGGUGGAGUUCGAUGCGAGGAGCCUAAGAGACCAGCGUCUGAGGGGUUAUUAUAAGACACGUUACGACCACCGGAAGAAUCUCCUAGAUUGGGACUACCAUAAUGGAAUCAAGCCCAUGGCUCCUGCAGUGCACUGGCAGAUAUCGAAUGAGCAACAUGUUCAUAGCAGCCACGAGAUUGCUGAUUUUAAUCUCGCAUGCAUAUUGGCAGAGAUCGCCACUCGACAGGUCAAGAAAUUGCCUCCGAAAAGCAAAGACGAAGACUCCUAUCCGUAUAAGAGCCCGCUGGAGCGAGUGAGGUGUACCGUAGAGGAAGUCGAUGAUGAUGACAGUGAUGAUGCUGGAGUCACUGAGGGCGUCAAGGAGCGACUUUUACCGGCCGGAUUCCAGAAUGUGCGUAUACACUUCUUGUCGGGUGACCUGAGCAGCAACAUACUGCAAAGGCAGAAAUAUAAGCGGUAUUUUGACAGGAUAUAUGUCGGUUGCCUCGAAGUCAAUGGUCUCAUGGGAGAGGAGUCGGGACAGGAUUUUGCGGAGGCCAUGGUGACGGGAUGUGGCAGCAGACUUUCCGUAGAGACCUUCAAGCAUCAAGUGUGUUUGUCGGGCAAGCAGAAGUUGGCCGUCAGGAAGAAGGUACAAGAGGCAUGUGAGCGUAUCGGCUUGGAGCCUGUGGCUGAUCACAUGAAGGCUCCUAGCGUCACUGAGAUGAGGCUUCUAUUGGAGGCCUUAAAGUGUGAUGAGAUCUAUUCCCAUCAGUUGGAUGAAGGAGCUUAUCCUUCCUUGCCACAGGAUGACCUACCGAUCAACGUCGCCCACAGAUGCAACUUACUGCAUGCGAACUACCUCGUGGCUGUGGCGGUUCUCCUUGUGAACAUUUUCAACACCAUCAUCACCAUACUAGCUUACGAGGCUCCCUGGAUCAACCUCUUGUACACUUUUCUAAAUUUCAUCAUCUUUGGUUCCGCAGCAUUCACCGUCUUUUACCUCGGAUACUUGGGCAUGGCGAUGCGCUCUAAGAAGCACCUACUGUACUACAAGAUUGCCGCGGGCGUUAUGAUCAUCAUUGGCCUCUACUUUAUGCUAGCCGGAGGAGGUGCCAUCAACGGCUUCUUGAAGGAUCUCACUUACCACGUUAGAGGCUAUUGGUGGUUCGCUGUCAUUCUGGAGAGUUUGAUGUGGUUCGCCUACGUGGCGCUGUCGUGCUACAAUCUCUACCUUAUGAUUAGAUUCUGCCCAGUUAGGUUCGACGAUCUGGGAUUGGUGUGGUACAAGGUGAGAGGCCGGCAUCUUCGGCCUGAGGAGCGUAUAGUACUGUUUGAUCAUCCUCCGGAAAAGUUUGAUAUCGAGUGGAGCAGAAGUUCGAAACUCAUAGCGAGCUACUUACGGGUUCGAGAAGCAAUCCAAGAGGCACACGACCCUAUACUGGCUCGCGCUGCCUUCCCUGGGCUGAGGACAAAGAAGGUGCCACCUACGGAGGAUACACCUGAGAUGCUCUGGGUUCUGUUGAGGGAGCGGUAUGAGAUGCCGGUAAGGCAGUAUGUUGUACUCUAUUAUAUGCAUGGUGGAUUCUUGUGCUUCUACGACGGGGUAUCAACGCAUCGUCUAUUCGUCGCUAGGAUGGUUGACGUCUUGCAAAAGAGGCUUAGGGAAGAUGGCAUGGACGGGGUUAAAGUGGUCGCGUUAAUUGUCAAUUAUACAUUGGCACCGAAGGCUGUGCUACCAACACAGCUGCAGGAGGUUGUUCAGGGCUACAAGUACAUACUCACGCAAGACAGAUACCCGGUUGAAGCUAGUCAUGUGGUUGUAUCGGGUGACUCUUCGGGAGGCACACUCUCAUUGAGCUUACUCAAAUGUCUGGUAUGCAACUAUUUCGCCGUCGAUUUGCCGCGCCCGGGUUGCUGUGUUGCGAUGUCGCCCGUGGUGGACAUGCGAGGAAGGCUUGGUCGACGGUCGCUGGAUGUGGGCAGGGAUGUGGUGCUGAACUCCGCUGGAUGGUAUGCGGGCAGCUGUGCUCUUUAUGGGAGGCCAUCAAGACCUCGAGAGAGGAUGAACCUUCAAGACAGGCCUGCCGAAGAUGAUGAACAUCUUCGUAGGAGUGGCAAGUUCAAGGAUGCGGAGUGGAAACGUGUGCGGCAGUUGUCUCCCUCGGGGAAACCUGAAGAUAAUCCUCUUUUCUCCCUCAUAUGCGGUGAACUAUCUCCGCGAGCAUUUGGUGAAGUGCCGAUACUCCUACAGGCGGGUGGCUCUGAAGGCUUAGCCGAACAGAUAGCUGCCUUCGCCGAGGCUGCUCAUGGCGCGGUGACCUUGGAGUUGUAUGAGAACAUGUUCCACUGUUUCCAGCAGUACUCGGUGAGGCGAGUGACUCCGGGUUGA